Molecule: messenger RNA, 2184 nt
Organism: Prorocentrum cordatum
Lineage: Eukaryota; Dinophyceae; Prorocentrales; Prorocentraceae
Source: the annotation of a GenBank genome assembly
AUGCCCAUGCUGACCGUCCGCAGCCCAGCCACGGGCUACCCGCGCUUCGACGAUGACGAGGACCAACAGGUCCGCACCGUUGCCCUCUGCGCCAUCUUUGCGGCCACUGAGCUGCCCAUGCAUGAGGAUGGAUGCCCUCGGGACAUCUCCGAGGAGCCCGACGUGGAACUCGUAGGCCAGCACGACGUGGAUGAUAUUACUACGGCCCUCAGCAGGCUCCCCAGCUUGAAGAGCGCCCCCGCGUUGAAGUGGACGAUCAAUCUUAUUGGCCACGUCGGAAAAGCUUUCGCCAACGUGGUCAUCAUGCCUGAACUGCGCGCAAUGUCAGGCUGGCUCUCUGCCACUCAGUUUGGGACCCUUCACGGCCGAUCGACACGAGACGCCAUUGCCCUUGUCGACGAGAUCGGCCGUCGCUUUCCAGAGAACCCUUGUCGCACCAAGACCAACUAUCGCAUCCUGGUUGCAGCAUUGAUCGACCUCGAGAAGGCCUUCGACCUCCUGACUCGAAGUGCAGUACGACCCCCAGUCCAGGUCUUCUGGAAUUCGGUCGUUUUCAUGGCUAUCGAGUUGAGGUUGUUAGAUGCGCCCCAGGUCAAGUUCGUGGAUGAUUUAAUCGCACGGACGGUGGUCGGCGACUUAGCGACCGUCUCCGAGUUCCCAGAGUUUCUGGGGACCAACGUCAAUGCCAACGGCUUAACCAUGAAUGCCCCGAAAACCGAGCUGAUGGUGAGUGUUGCGGGGAAGGGGUGCCGGACGGUAAGGAGGAAAAUCAGCACUAAGCAGAUUGGCAUUAGUUUGACCCACGCUGGCGGCCAGGUUCGCGCGAUCCACCCGACGCCGACUGUAAAGUACCUUGGCUGCUUGCUUUCGGCGAAGGGCUCGUGCUCGGCCGAGGUCAAGGCCCGCCUGACUUCCGCCAACCAAGCCCACGGCCAGCUGAUCCAAAAGGUGCUGGCGGGGAACCUCAGCGCGCGUUUAAAGAUACGCUUGUGGAAUUCACUAGCACGGCCGUCCUCUCGCACGAAGCUGAGAGCGACCAACUCCGCGAAGCUGGAGACGCCGAUGAAGCACAUCGCCUCGUCUGCCCAGACUGUGGAAAAAGAUGUCAUGGCGAGAAAGGUUGGCAUCUCGAAGGGGGACAAGCUCGUGACGAAAUUGCUGCUCCAGCGCGAGGAUAAUUUCAGGGGCUCGGCGCGCGACAAGAACGCGGUAGUGAAGCUGAAGACAGGCUCCCAGAUGCAGCUGGCGCUCGCGGCGGGCAUCCAGAACUACCAGAAGGUCGGGAGGGACGCGCGCGCCGCGGUCGAGCCCAUCGAGCAUCGCGGCCACCCACACGGGAAGAAACCCGACGCGUACCUCCGCAUUUUGCUAUUCCGCUUGAGUGAGGCGAUCGAGGGCAGGAUCGAGGACGUUCUCGCAGCAGUGGCCCAAGGGCCGCACCCAGCCGAGUCGAAGGAGGCGCUGCGCCUGGCGGUCGAAUUCGGCAAGAGUUUGAACGACAAGGAAGCGAAGCUCAAAGCGACCCGCUGCUUCGACGUUCAGACGAAGACAGACGUCGACGGCAAGACAGUGGAAGAAACCAAGUGGAGCAAGGCCGCGAAGGAGCUCGAGAGGACGGUGUUCAAGGGCGGCGGCGGCGGCGGCACGAAGGCACCCUGCGAGUCAGCGCGCUCGGUGCUGUGCUCAACACUGUGGACCAGGGGAGGUGUGGAAGGCUUGGACCGGGAGGAGGCCCUCGAGUCCAUCGGGGUGGCAUCCGAGCGCUUCAAGGCUGCCAGCCGGCUCUUCCAGCCAGGUGGCUUCCGCCUGGGCCCCGACCCGCGGACGCCGGCGUCCCGCGCAGGCGUCGGCGGCAGGCGCACGCCGGACGGCGACCCCUUCGGCAGCGCGUGGAGGGAAGAAGACUCCGAGGCGGACGAGCAAGCUCGCCAAAGCCGGGCCAAGGAGGAAGAAUACCGGAGAACCGCAGAGAUGGAGGCCAACGUGGUUGGUGCUCGUGCUCGUGAACUCUUGGAAAAAGUGGAGUCCGAGUUGGCGGAAGCUCAACAAGAGAGUGAACGCCGCAUUGUGCUUCGGAGGCUCGUCCGCGAGUUGCACCCAGACGUCAAUCAAGACCGUCAGGAGGAAGUGAUGCCUGCUUUCACGUUCGUGCAGGGUCUUCGCGAACUUGCUGCUGACUCGUAG